Messenger RNA from Carya illinoinensis, 636 nucleotides. RefSeq lists its product as uncharacterized. Bases 1 to 636 code for a protein of 211 amino acids. The record is from RefSeq and is a predicted model, not a curated record. Lineage: Eukaryota; Viridiplantae; Streptophyta; Magnoliopsida; Fagales; Juglandaceae. The transcript has a single exon.
AUGGAAGGAUUCAGACUUGCUACUAAUGACUGUGGCCUCAGUGAUUUGGGAUUCAAAAGGGAUAGAUUUACUUGGUGUAAUAAUCAGGAAGGCACUCAAUUCACUAAGGAAAGGUUGGACAGAUCUUUUUGUAAUUUGGCUUGGCACGAACUCUUUCCUAAUACAGUAGUGAGUACUAAAGGGGCUCAAUGUUCUGACCAUAGGCCUAUCUUGAUAACAGUGGCUACUGGCUCUAAGUGGAUUGCCAAGGGUGAGAGACCCUUUAGAUAUGAGGCUAAGUGGGCUGAGAGGGAGGAGUGUUUCAAAGUGGUGAAGGAAUCUUGGGUCAACCUAGCUAUGAAUCCCAAUAGGCUAGAGAGAACUACAGAACACCUGAGCAGGUGCAGGAAUCCAUUCAAGGCUUGGAGUAAAGCUAGCUUUAGGCAGGCUAAGAAAAUAAUAGAGGCUAAGCUGAAACAGAUUUCUGAUAUUCAGAAAUUAAACAAAGGGGACCUGAGUCACAGAAUAAAUCUUCUACAAUUUGAAGUAGAAAGCAAUUUAGAAAUUUAUAACCUUGAACUGUGCAUACAGUGUAUCGAAGUGCUCUAUUUGAGGGACCACGAGCCAAUGCAUACAAUUGAAAAGAGACUGAUCUAG